Molecule: messenger RNA, 648 nt
Organism: Euleptes europaea (tarantolino)
Lineage: Eukaryota; Metazoa; Chordata; Lepidosauria; Squamata; Sphaerodactylidae
Gene: NUTF2
Product: nuclear transport factor 2
Exons: 5
Coding region: 177-560 (127 amino acids)
Biological process (GO): protein import into nucleus
Cellular component (GO): nuclear pore central transport channel
Source: RefSeq, a predicted model, not a curated record
CCUUUCCCAGCAUGCCGCGCGGCGGCCGAGGCGUGGCCCGGAAGAGGCGGGGGCCCGGGAGAGAGCGAGGGAGAGAGGGGUUCCGUCGGUUCGGGCCGCGCUCGGUGCCGCCGCUGCCGCCGCCGCCAUUAGCCUAGUGGGAGCUGCGAGUUGCUGGCUCCAGCUGAGGAUUCAGAAUGGGAGACAAGCCCAUUUGGGAGCAGAUUGGUUCUAGCUUUGUACAGCAUUACUACCAGUUAUUCGAUACAGACAGGACUCAAUUAGGAGCAAUAUAUAUAGACGCCUCAUGCCUUACGUGGGAAGGACAACAAUUUCAGGGCAAAGCAGCUAUUGUUGAAAAACUCUCAAGCCUUCCUUUUCAGAAAAUACAGCACAGCAUCACAGCACAAGACCAUCAGCCCACACCCGACAGCUGUAUACUCAGUAUGGUAGUUGGACAGCUUAAGGCCGAUGAAGAUCCUAUUAUGGGAUUCCAUCAGAUAUUUUUAUUAAAGAACUUCAAUGAUGCUUGGGUUUGCACCAAUGACAUGUUCAGGCUAGCAUUGCACAACUUUGGUUGAGACGGCGUCCCCGAGGCACCUGUCGUUUUUCUUUUCUCCUCCUUACAGAUAUUAAUCACACUUACGGAACAUUCCAAAUAUCAUACAC